Molecule: messenger RNA, 1381 nt
Organism: Dermatophagoides pteronyssinus (European house dust mite)
Lineage: Eukaryota; Metazoa; Arthropoda; Arachnida; Sarcoptiformes; Pyroglyphidae
Product: cytoplasmic dynein 2 light intermediate chain 1
Biological process (GO): intraciliary transport involved in cilium assembly; intraciliary retrograde transport
Cellular component (GO): cytoplasmic dynein complex; ciliary basal body; axoneme
Molecular function (GO): dynein heavy chain binding
Source: RefSeq, a predicted model, not a curated record
UGGUAACCCCAGUCAAAGAUUCGAAUGUUUUGCUGGAUUCGAACGUUUGUUGCUGGAUUCGAAUGUUUCUGGAUUCGAACGUUUUUUUCUGGAUUCGAAUUCGAAUGUCAACAUGGCCGAUGAUGAGGAUCCGAAUGAUGAUGAUAAUGGUCAAAAUCCAAAUCAACAACAACAACAUUCGAUUGAUAUUUGGAUUGAAUCACAAAAUUUAUUAAAAAAUUCAGAAAUUUUACAACAUGAACAUGUUUAUCUGAAUGGUUAUUCAACAUUGGUUUUUGUUGGUUCACAAUUUGGGGGUAAAAGUUCAAUUAUAAAUCGAUUUAUUGAUCCAACAACAAAAUCAUUAUCAUUGGAUAAAUAUGAUGAAACUAUUGGUCUAGAAUAUCGUUAUCUUUGUCGUCGAAUUGAUUCAUUAUUUGAUGAUCGACAACGAUCAAAACAACAACAACAACAACAGAUGAAUGAAACAAUUUCAUUGGAAAAUAAUGAAAAAAUCUGUAAUAUUUGGGAAUUAGGUUAUGAAUUAUUGUUUAUUGAUUUGUUGAAAUUUGCAAUCAAUCUGGAAACAAUACAAAAUAUAACAUUGAUUAUUGUUAUCGACCUAACACAACCGAAUAAAAUGUCCAUAUUAUUGGAACAAAUUAUCAAAUGGAUACGGAAAUAUUUACAAUCAUUAUUGGCAACUAAUGAUGAUCAAUUUGAACAACAACUACGACAAUUAGCAUUGAAACGUUCGAUUUAUUAUCGUAAUGAUCAAGAUCAAGAUAAUCAGGAUGAUAGACCAAAAAAUCCAUUAUUAAUACCGGUAACAAUAAUCGGUAGUAAAUAUGAUGAAUAUCAAAAUAUGGAUCCAGAAAUUAAAAAACAAAUUACACGUUAUUUACGUUUAGUUUCAUACGAAUUAGGUGGACAAUUAUUAUAUCAUUCAUGUCGUUCAGAAACGUUAACUAAACGUAUAAAUCAAGCAUUUGAAUCAUUAGCAUUUGAUCGAUUAACCUUUGAUUUGAAUGAACGUAGUAAACCAUCAAUAUCAACAAAUAUUGCUAAACCAGUAUUACUACCAUUUGGUUAUGAUACAUUGGCAAAAAUCGGUGUUGAAUCCAAAUCAUCGGAAUCAGUAAUGGAUCAAGCGAAAAAACAAUUUGAACAAAUAUUUCCACAAAAAAUUUUAGAACAAUCAUAUCAAUCAACAAUUGAUGAUGAUAUUGAUCCACGUUUUGAUCCAAAUUUUGCUGAACCUGAAAUUGAUAAAAUUUUAGAAUAUAAAUAUAUGUUAUUGGAUAAAUGAUCGAUGAUGAUUUUCAAAAACAUGAAAUUCAAAUCCAAACUGUAUUCAUCAGCAAACACUAGAUGGCAUCCUAUUUUAACAAAACUUACCUGG